Molecule: messenger RNA, 711 nt
Organism: Myotis lucifugus (little brown bat)
Lineage: Eukaryota; Metazoa; Chordata; Mammalia; Chiroptera; Vespertilionidae
Gene: DIRAS1
Product: DIRAS family GTPase 1
Exons: 1
Coding region: 93-689 (198 amino acids)
Biological process (GO): signal transduction
Cellular component (GO): plasma membrane
Molecular function (GO): GTP binding; GTPase activity; GDP binding
Source: RefSeq, a predicted model, not a curated record
CAUCUGCCACUCCUCUCUGUACAGGGUCGGCCUGGGGUUCUGGCAGCUGGCACGAGCCCUCCCGGCUCCGACCUCCACCCCCGGCGUGGAAGAUGCCUGAGCAGAGUAAUGACUACCGGGUGGUGGUGUUCGGUGCGGGUGGCGUGGGCAAGAGCUCGCUGGUGCUGCGCUUCGUGAAGGGCACGUUUCGAGACACCUACAUCCCCACCAUUGAGGACACCUACCGACAGGUGAUCAGCUGUGACAAGAGCGUGUGCACGCUGCAGAUCACCGACACCACAGGCAGCCACCAGUUCCCGGCCAUGCAGCGGCUCUCCAUCUCCAAGGGCCAUGCCUUCAUCCUGGUCUUCUCCGUCACCAGCAAGCAGUCGCUAGAGGAGCUGGGGCCCAUCUACCAGCUCAUCGUGCAGAUCAAGGGCAGCGUGGAGGACAUCCCAGUCAUGCUGGUGGGCAACAAGUGUGAUGAGACGCAGCGAGAGGUGGACACCCGUGAGGCCCAGGCGGUGGCCCAGGAGUGGAAGUGCGCCUUCAUGGAGACGUCGGCCAAGAUGAACUACAAUGUCAAGGAGCUCUUCCAGGAGCUGCUCACACUGGAGACACGCCGGAACAUGAGCCUCAACAUCGAUGGAAAGCGCUCCAGCAAACAGAAGAGGACAGACCGCAUCAAGGGCAAAUGCAUCCUCAUGUGAGCCUGGGAUGCCCCCCUGCAGA